AUAUAAUAUAGAUUUUUUUGCAAGGUUUGGAGGGCCAAGGCCUCAGCCCGCCCCCUCCUAUCUCCGUCUCUGGAUAAGGCUCGCCUUUAAAGACCGAAGUCCGGGCGCUAAAGUUUGCAGCUAAUAGGGAUAGCACAAUGAAGCUUGCUGUUGCCGUCGUCCUCUUGGCCGCCCUCGUGGCCUCGUCCCACGCUUCUUCGCGCGUGGAAGGGCCCCCAUUCCCGCUCCCCAUUCACUUCCUGCGCCCCUUGUCCGGCUCCGGUGGGCACCCGCUGAUCGGCGUGUCAUGCGUGAGCUGGCGCGUCGGGGUGGAAGCCAACAACGUGCGGGAUUGGAAGACCAUCCCCAGCACGUGCGAGGGGUACGUGGGCCACUACAUGCUCGGUGAUCUCUAUCGCCAGGACUCGGCACUGGUCACCGCCGAGGCCGCGAACUACGCCGAGGGCCUCAACCUCCAAGGCGAUGGGAAGGACGUCUGGGUCUUCGACAUCGAUGAGACCACCCUCUCCAAUCUCCCUUAUUACGCUCACCAUGGCUUUGGGGUCGAACUGUAUAAUGCCACAUCAUUCAAUGCAUGGGUGAUGAAGGGGGAAGCACCUGCGCUACCAGAAAGUUUGGGACUAUAUAAGAAAUUAUUAUCUCUAGGCAUCAAAAUUGUAUUCUUGACAGGUAGAACCGAGGAUCAGAGGAACAUCACCGCUCAUAAUCUCAGGAUGGUCGGAUAUCACACAUGGGAAAAACUCCUGCUAAAAGCGUUAAAUGUGAGGGGCUCAAGUGUGGCGUACAAGUCAGGUAUGAGGCAGAAAUUGAUUGACGAGGGGUAUAGAAUUGUUGGAAACAUGGGAGAUCAGUGGAGUGAUAUCUUGGGACAACCCAAGGGCGAUCGUACUUUCAAAUUUCCUGACCCAAUGUACUAUAUUAGUUAGAGCAUCCGUUGUACUCUGGUUCAUUUGGAGUUUUCAUGUCCAUCAUGUUUCAAUUUCUGCAAGAUGAACUCUGGGAUGCUGUAUCUACCAUGUUCUUAAUAAACAGGGGGGCAGCAUUUUGCUACCUCCUAUUUUAAUAAAUAAAUUUAAAAAAGCUCUGGAUUGAUUU
Messenger RNA from Elaeis guineensis (African oil palm), 1095 nucleotides. Lineage: Eukaryota; Viridiplantae; Streptophyta; Magnoliopsida; Arecales; Arecaceae. The record is from RefSeq and is a predicted model, not a curated record.